Cololabis saira (Pacific saury) is the source of this 1031-nucleotide messenger RNA. Its product is annotated as ubiquitin-conjugating enzyme E2 L3-like. The record is from RefSeq and is a predicted model, not a curated record. The coding region runs from base 77 to 541 and encodes 154 amino acids. The transcript is spliced from 4 exons. Lineage: Eukaryota; Metazoa; Chordata; Actinopteri; Beloniformes; Belonidae.
UAAAAGCAACUCCAAAGAAGCCGAGGAGGGAGUAACGGGCAGAAACAGGAAGAGGGGAAACCAAACCAGCAGCACAAUGACUUCGACCAGGAGACUAUGUAAGGAGCUCGAUGAUAUUCGCAAAUCUGGGAUGAAGCACUUCCGCAACAUUCAAGUGGACGAAUCAAAUUUUUUGACCUGGCAAGGACUCAUCGUUCCUGACUGUCCUCCGUAUGACAAAGGUGCCUUCCGGAUCGAGAUCAUAUUUCCCGCAGAGUACCCCUUCAAGCCCCCCAAGAUCACCUUCAAGACAAAGAUCUACCACCCCAACAUUGACGAGAAGGGCCAGGUGUGUCUGCCCAUCAUCGGCGUGGAGAACUGGAAGCCGGCCACAAGAACCUGCCAAGUGAUCCAGUGUCUCAUCGCUCUGGUGAACGGCCCCCAGCCGGAGCACCCGCUGAGGGCCGACCUGGCGGAGGAAUACACUAAAGAGCGUUCCAAGUUCAUGAAGAACGCCGAGGAGUUCACAAAGAAACACAGUGAAAAACGACCCGUGGACUGACGGCGCAACACCGUCGAGCGAUUGCCCGCCGGCCUCCUCUCCGUUUCCACGUUUGCCCCACCUCCAUUCCUUUCCCUGCGUUUCCACGGAGAUCGUGUACCUGUAUUAUCUAGCACUCGAAUCAUCCUCUGUGGAGAUGCAUGUCUCUGCUACAGCCUCCAGGUGUCACUGUUUGGUUGUUUAUAACUUCUUUCUACUGAUUUCUUUUUUGGGGAAAAAGAGGUGGCACUGUGGAAGGUCAAAUAAGUUGAAUAAAUAAGUGCUGUUCUGCUUACUUAAAUGUUGAAUGUUAUCUCAGAUUAAUCAUAAGCUUCUGCAGACCUGUUUACACAUUUUUAUGCUUUGUGUGAGAUGGCAUCCAAUGCCGUCUGUUUUCCCUCCUCAUCCCGAUGCCCUGUACUCUGUAAAAUACCUUUUUCAAUCAGUUCACUUCAACUUUGUUUUUUAAAGAAAAAGGAACAAAAAAAUAAAUAAAUAAAUAUUCAAAUGA